This is a messenger RNA of Amorphotheca resinae ATCC 22711, 912 nucleotides long. RefSeq lists its product as hypothetical. Bases 1 to 912 code for a protein of 303 amino acids. The transcript has a single exon. The record is from RefSeq and is a predicted model, not a curated record. Gene Ontology annotation, molecular function: sterol 24-C-methyltransferase activity. Gene Ontology annotation, cellular component: endoplasmic reticulum. Lineage: Eukaryota; Fungi; Ascomycota; Leotiomycetes; Helotiales; Amorphothecaceae. Gene Ontology annotation, biological process: ergosterol biosynthetic process.
AUGGCUUCUUCCGACCAAGAACCCCUCAUAAACCCAAAUCGAUCUCUUCAGAGCUACUAUGCGUCCCUCGAAUCGAGAAUUGGCUAUCGCCUUGUGUUAGGGGGUACCAGACAUUUUGGGUAUUAUAAUGCGGGCACGUAUUGGCCCUUUCCUAUCAGUGGGGCGCUUAGAGCAAUGGAGGACCACCUCUUUGAUACACUCGGCCUAGAGAAAGGUGCGCAAGUGCUGGACGCUGGUUGUGGAGUUGGACAUGUGGCCAUCCACUUGGCUCAAAGGGGACUGCUCAUGCAAGGCAUUGAUGUUGUCGAACGGCACAUCCAAAGGGCUCGGCGGAACAUAAAGGCGGCUGGUCUUGAGAACGCUAUCACCGUCCGAAAAAUGGAUUAUCAUCACCUAGAAGGCUUCGCAGACGAGAUAUUUGACGGCGCGUAUACAAUGGAGACGUUUGUCCACGCGACAGACCCCGAAGCAGCAUUGGCAGAAUUCUACCGUGUGCUCAAGCCUGGAGGGACCAUGGCUCUCUACGAAUAUGACCAUAGCAACCUCAACUCUGCACCCAAUUAUCUGAAGGAAUCGAUGAAGAAAAUCAAUGAAUAUGCAUCUAUGCCCUCCCAUGCACGGUUUGAUAAGGGCGUCCUACAAAAGAUGUUGGUAGAGGCUGGUUUCAUGGAUGUAGUGGUCAAAGAUCUCACGGCCAAUGUCACGCCUAUGCUACGGUUGUUCUUUGUCCUUGCCUAUAUUCCAUAUUUGAUCAUCAAGUUCUUGGGCCUUGAAGCUUGGUUCGUGAACACUGUGGCUGGAGUCGAGGGUUAUCGAGGGAGGCAGUUCUGCAGAUAUGUCGCAGUAUCGGCGAGAAAAACUUCGGACGAAUCGAGUAUAUCUGGCGGCGUCCGUGAAAGGAAGAAGACUUAG